This is a messenger RNA of Limulus polyphemus (Atlantic horseshoe crab), 2658 nucleotides long. RefSeq lists its product as uncharacterized. Lineage: Eukaryota; Metazoa; Arthropoda; Merostomata; Xiphosura; Limulidae. Bases 260 to 2512 code for a protein of 750 amino acids. The record is from RefSeq and is a predicted model, not a curated record. Gene Ontology annotation, biological process: regulation of DNA repair. The transcript has 15 exons. Gene Ontology annotation, cellular component: replication fork. Gene Ontology annotation, molecular function: single-stranded DNA binding.
CUGCAAUCAUGUCUGAAGAGGAUGAUGAGCGUGUGCAAUUCUUAAUAUCAGAAAAUAGAGUAUUUCAUUUUCUUGGAGUCACAGUCUGCAUCUCUUCAUGUGACUUCUAUCAACAGUUGUUGGGAAGUGCCUGCCAAGAGUAAGUCUCAGAGGUCCUGUACAGUUCUAGGGAGUGGUAUACCAGAAGGACCUGGUCUGCAUAGAAGUAGAGGCUCAACAAGAUCUCUGACCAGGCCCAUUCUGAAGGUCUUCUGGGAUAAUGCCACUGGUUGGUCUGUUGUUUGUACAAAAUGUUUUGGGCAUUUACUGUUACAUAGCAGAUCAAGCAUACAUAACAUCUUUAAAAGACCAAGAAGUCCAGUAUGACCCUGGAGAAAUAUAUUUGUAUGAUAUAAUUGUUGGUGAUGGAAGAUACAAGAUAAAAUGUUUUCUUCCUAGCCAUUAUGGGCAUUUAUUUCAAAAGUACAAGAUCAGUGUUGGGACUCAAAUUCUGGUGAAGAAGGUGAAAAUAAUGCCAUCUGAAAGAGAAAUGAAGAGAACCAGUUAUGUAAUAUUGAAAGAAUUUGACAUAUGUGGAUACUCAGAUAUUUGCUUACCAUAUUUGCCUUUCUUAAAAUCACCUACGAUGUCUAAACGUGAGACUGGACCUUAUCCGUUGGAAACUGGAAGGCUAUAUUAUCUUAAUCCAUGGAUCCAGAGUAUUCCAUAUGGACCUGCAUGGGAUAAAAAGGAUCCUCAUCUUCAAGAUAUUGACAGAAAAAUACCCAUUCAACCAGUUAUAAGUUUGGAUGAAGUUUCAAAUCAAUGGAAAACCUGGCCUAAACCAUUUCCUCCUAUAAUUGUAGUAGUACUGCUCCAGGCAAGACUCCAUCACUAUGGCAGAGUUACUAAUGAUAAACCAUUUCCUUUUCAGGGAUAUUUAGAGGUUGGAGACAACACAGGCACUUGUAGUGUAGUACUUUGGGAUAAGGUUAACAUGGGAAAAUUUCAUUUCUUACAACCAGGCAGCAUUUUGUUACUUUUUAACUACCAUGUAUCUUACAAACAACCUCGUGAAGUCAAUCCAUGUUUUCGAGGAGAUGUUAAUCAACUGUCCAGGCUUCCUGUUGAAAUCAAAUUAAAUGAUUGGUCCAAAAUACACCUAUUGAAUUUAGAAAAUGCAAAAGAAUUAUUUUCACUUGGGGUAUCUUUACCAAAUAUACAAUUUGAGUUUGUUACACGGAAUAAGAUUAGCACUCACCCUCCUGGUACCACUGUUGAUGUUGUGGGACUUUUAACUUAUGUUGGACACUAUGUGAGAGAAAGGUGUUCAGCCCCUGAUGGAAAAUACACUGGUGGUUUUUGGGUUUAUAAGAUGAUAGAGAUGAUUGACUCUUCAUCUAAGCUACCAUUUCGUAUUCAGCUUUAUGUUCACAACCAGGUAAGACCUUAUGAUGAAUUGUUACCUGGUAAACUUCUAAUUUGUACCCAAAUGAGAAUUGUUCGUAGAGAGGCUACACCAGUGACAAGGGCUCAGAAUUUAAGGGAUGUCAAUUCAUUGUCAAUGACUCUAGAACAUGAUUUAUACUUGACUUCAAGUGGUGAAAGUAUGAUAUAUUUCUUGGAAGAACUGGAAGAACAACAAAAAAAUGUGCCAGAUAUUCAGGCUGUAUUGAGAUUCAUGAAUGAAACACCAAAAAAACUGUGGAAUUCACUCCAGAUUGGAGGAAUAUAUUUAUUUCCUGAACUUUCUACUUCUCUAAGAGAAUUUCAAGCAAAUUUUUCAGUUCAGCGACCAAUGGAGUCUUAUUUUAUCACUGGAGAUACUUGGUCUAAGAAAAUUGCUUCCCUAGACUACAAAGAACACCAGUUGUUAUUGGUACAUGGGACCCUUGUGCAUCUAGAAUUUGUGGAUUUAAACACUAAGAAGACAGUCGUAGGUGAUUGGAGCUUGCUUUCUAGUGUAAAUGUGUCUGGACAUGCAUAUGAAACUGUUUACCUAAACCCAAGGUUACAUGAAAUCUGUAGGAAUGUUGAAAUUUUGGGCUGUACUUUCCCAACUCAUGCUUGGUUUCCUCACCAAUUUUCUACUAAAAACAGAAAUGUCUUGAAAAACUGGUUAAAAUUUCCUGCAUUCUCUGCAGAUGAUUUUUUCUUAGUUCCUACCGAUGAAGAUUUACGAGAUAUUCCUGUGUUAUGCAGUGGUUACUAUGUCUUAGAGAUAGCUAGCAGUUCAGCAUUGUGCAACCUUAGAUGUCUUAUGUUUCCUAAAGCAGCAAAAAGCCCUUAUCCCACACUUCAGAACCUUCUUAGUGGAAAUUACGACUUUUGUGAACCAGAAGAUAAGAAUAAUUUUCAGCUUUAUUCUCCAAGAUAUAGCUUGGAGGAGGUUGAAGUUGUAAAGGCUUCAGCAGUGGAACUGCAUGAGAAAGAAAUGUUAUGGGUGCUAGAUGUCUAUUCUACUAGUUCGAUUGGAAAGGAGAUCAUUGUUCGACGAGCAUUCCCUGUUGCAAUGAAUUCUUCAUCUAUCUGAAUAUAUUGUUAAUUACCAUCUGAAGAAUGGAAGAAUAUAUAUUUUAUAUAUAUAUAAAAUACUGUCUAUAAUAAUAAAAAAGAAGACAGUUGUACCAUUUGAAAGCUAAACUGAAUGCUUUAAUAAAUGAGCUGUUUUGUAGAUUA